AGGGAGGGCCGUUUCACACCCCUUGGGUGGGAGAAAAACAAUGGCGAGUUAUAGUCAACAACACACUACCCCUAAAGUUAUUCAUCAAAAGAGCUUUCUGCAAGUUACCUUCUUUCUGCCGUCUAGCUUCUAGAAUAACAAGUUGUGAAUACACUCUUGGAAAGCCAAUUGACUAUCCCUAAAGAUUUCACCUUUCCAGAUGGUAGUCGUCGCAAUGAAAUUCAAAUGAGGCACGCCUGUAAACGCGGUCUGCUUUUGCAAUUUUCACAGGUUUCUGCACAAGCAAGAGAUGAUAUGAAUCCGUUGGCCAACAGUCGGUUGCUAGUGAUUUUAGGAGACGCCGUGAAAGAGGUUCAGCUUUGUAUUUCUUGUCCUGGUGGUUGCAAACGCUACGAAAUUAACGUUGCGGCACGUCUUAUUCACGCUCUCGAUCACGUGCUACUCGAUGGGUUGCGUAAUCCAAAAAACGGUUAUUGGCCCGUCUUUGCCGCACUCCUUCCUUCUUCUGCUCUUUCUUUCAUUAACCAGCUUUCUUCCGCCACUAACAAUAUCAGCAAAGGGAGAGCUUGGCUUUUGCUUUCUCUAAACGAAGCGGUUCUCGAGGCUUUCCUGGCCACGCUGGAAGAUAGACCGUCACAUUUGUCGGAAUAUUAUCUUCCCAACGCUCUGCUCAGAGACUCUACGUCUUUGCAAGUGGUCAUCACCCUGGUUUCCGGUUUGGAACAUGUUGGCUUUGAUUUCCUUUUAGAUAGUGCUUUUCUCAACGCUAAUCAACCGCCAUCAUGCGGAUUUCUAGUCGAUUACGAACCAUGCGAAUCUCCGUUAGAAAACGCUGAAAUCUCGGUGCAAGGAUCGCAAGUGGAUGGCGUCAUUGGUGGCUUAAAUCCUAAGAAAGACAAUUCAUUUUUAGGCGACAACAAGACAACGAUGCCAGCGCCAGUGAUGAAGAGUCCCCUAGUCAAACGACGCAACAGCUCCAGAAGUCAACAUGUGCGUUCAUCGACGCAGAAAAGGGUGUCGUUUCAUCAGGAUAUGAUGCGACGGCCGUACGACGAGUCUCAUCCACUCCAGCACGCCACUAGCCAAAAUAAUCUGAAUAUCAGCAGCUAUGUCGACGAUAGAACAACUUCAAUGAAUUUGCGUCGAUAUCACAGCGAACUCGCUAUCGACCAUGCGAGCGGCGCUUCCACCUUGGCCAAAUAUCCGACGAUUGCAGAAAGAGGCGUUCCAGAAGGUCAAGAAGAUCCAGAAGGUGCCAAAACACAGGAACACGCUGCACCUGAAAUGCUGUUCCUGCAAAAGGCUUUGAUUCGACGAAAGCUGUUGAUGGGUGAACAACCCAAAAAAUCACCAACCAAAGAUAAACGUCAAUUCUUUGAUUGGGCAAAACAGAAAUGGGAAGAUUUGAAUCUUGUUCCCGUCCUGCCACAUUUGAGUGAAACAAAUCAAUUGCUGGAUGUCCCUGAUAACGACCCAGUGGCUGAAGAUUUUCCCCAAGUUGAACGUUCGUCUGAAACUCUUCCUUUGCCCGUCGAAAUGGAUCCAAACGAACGUUACAAGAGUUUUAAAUGUUUUACGAAUUUCUAUUCGGGGAUACCUCUGUCGAGUCAACUCGUCGUAAGCCCAACGAUUAUUUAUGUUGUAUCGAGCACCGCCGGCCUCUUUAACAGUCCAUCUAUCGUAUGGAAAAGUAAAUUAAUUGAUUUGGAAGAUGUCAAGGUCAAGUGUAAUUAUUCCGUCAUCGUGAUGCGUUCUACAUCGGCUGAAAAUGGCGGCCUCUACUGUUUGGAUUUCGCUGAUCCGGCUGAUUCACAAAUGGCCGCCAGUUUGAUAGAUGUCAACGUAAGAAGGAUCCGCAAGGACUGCCAGUGUGUUUACGUGGAAUCAGUGUCCCAGUGCCAAAUGUAUUGGCAAUCGCGUGUUCUCCAAUGGAUUCGGAACGACGUCCAUUCGAUCGACGUACACUCUCCAAUAGAUGUAGAAUACAUCGGAAUGUUGUACUUUGAAGAAUCUUUCGUCAUGCAGAGCCACGAAGUAUCUCCUACCUCAGGUGCGGGUCCUAAUAAAUCUGGACAUUUAAUGUAUCGCUGGUCAACCACUCGAUCGUGGCACGCUGGCUAUUUUAUCAUCAAAGGUGGGGUGUUGUACCAGUUUAAUCAGCCAAAUGACCGCGUUCCAACGCUGAAAAUGUCACUCAGCGAAGAGGAAUGCAAAGGAUAUGGUCGGAAUUUUCACUCGCGUCGACCGCACACCAUCGAACUUCAAUUCCGCAACGAGAAAUCCCUACUUUUAGCUGCCGCUUCGGAAACUGAAGCCACUGAAUGGCUGACGUCUCUAUCACAAUCUUCUUUCGUCUGGGACAUUGGAAUGGACGUUGUUUCGCCUUCGCCAGUCCAGCACAGUAGUCCAAUCGCUUGCGGCGUUCUCGUCACCCGCCAGCAAGUCUUUUUAUUUCAAUCCACUGAUCAACAACAGCCCGUCGCUUCGGCUCCGCUCGAUUUGAUCUCCGUGAUCAUGAUUAGCCUGACGGACACGUUUUGUUUGAUUGAGCUUGAUUAUCGAGAAGCCAGCGAAGGAGCGGGUGAUUGGAUUCUCUAUUUUCAAUCAAAAAAUAGUUUUGAGGAAUUUCUGCGAGCCACGAAACGGCCUCGUGAAAUUCUUUCGACUGCCUCGUCGUCCACCUUACGCAAUAAAAGUUUGUUGUUAAGGGCCAUUUAAUAAUCGAGCUGAAUGGAUAUUUCUCUACCUCUUUCCAAAAUGUAUUUUACAUCUAAUCUCGUUGUUUGUUUUUUUUUGCUCUACAGAUUGUUUCGCAAGCAAUUCCUGUAUAGAAUCGCGAAUUUAUUUCAGCCGCUGUCUUUAUUGUACAAAAAUCCGCCUUUUCAAUGUUACUGUUUUUUUUUUCCAAUUUUCCUAUUUUUAGGCAUUUAAAGCCUCUACUUUAUUGGCUCUGCGCAAUGUUUAUUUUUUUUUUCGAAAAUUGUUGCUAAUUGCCGCUUAUUCACAGUUGCCUCAUCACUCAUUAAAAGAAAAACGAUCUUCCUGUU
Daphnia magna is the source of this 3047-nucleotide messenger RNA. RefSeq names its product pleckstrin homology domain-containing family M member 2. The coding region runs from base 226 to 2718 and encodes 830 amino acids. The record is from RefSeq and is a predicted model, not a curated record. Gene Ontology annotation, biological process: positive regulation of membrane tubulation; regulation of protein localization; Golgi organization. Gene Ontology annotation, molecular function: kinesin binding. The transcript has 12 exons. Gene Ontology annotation, cellular component: endosome membrane. Lineage: Eukaryota; Metazoa; Arthropoda; Branchiopoda; Diplostraca; Daphniidae.